UAUGGCCGUUGAACUGGGCUUGGAUUUGGAGAAAAUUGUAAUUUGACAGCACUCGCCGGGGCUGCGAUAACAACCCGUUUCCAUCUCAGGAGUGUGAGGGACAGAUGCACUUGAAUGAAGGGAGCCGUGGAUGCACGGGACGGUGUCAGUGAGCUGAGGAAACGUCCACAGAGAGAAACCCGUCAUGUCGUUUUUCAAGAGGAAAGCCAAAAGCAAAGAACCUGAGAGAGUGACAGAUGCUAAAGUCAACAGAGCUCCAGUCAGCCCUCACUCUCCAUCAUUAGGACUGAGGAACCACCAUGCCAUCCAGGAAGCUGCGGGGCCCAGCCAUGUGGCCAUCAACGCCAUCUCUGCCAACAUGGACUCCUUCGCCCGCGGUCGCACCGCCAUCCUCAAGAAACAGCCGAGUCACAUGGAGGCUGCACACUUUGGCGACCUUGGUCAUUCCAGUGUGAACUAUCAGCCCCAGGAGACCCGCUCUCGGCUGUCCAAGACGGUGGACCAGGUCCUCCGGGACAAUGUGGCGAUGCCGCACUACAUGCAUUUCACGGAACUGCAGGGUGCUGACCAUCUGGUUCGGUUCUGGUUGGAGGCUGAGGGUUUCCGCUCCACCAGCUGGUCGCGAGUCAGAGCGCACAGUCUAAACUCUGUCAAACACAGCUCCUUGGCUGAGCCCGUCCCCGCCUCCCCAGAUGGCUCAGAGUUCCCCGAGACGGCCCCACACACGCCCUAUGCCCUCGCCCGGGACAGUAGCAGUGAACGUCCUGCAGUGCCGUCAGAGCGGCGGGACUCCUCCAGCUCAGACGCGGGCCUGAGACCCGGCACCCCUCGAGCAGAUACCCCCAGCAGGCAGGCACCCUCCAGGACAGGGACUCCCUACAAGGUGCAGGCGAACAGCGCCCUGCGAGACUCUGACAAACUCAUGAAAAGUAUAGAGAAAGAUGCUGUUACCAUCUUCACCAAGUACAUCUCUCCGGACGCUGUGAGGCCCAUCCCCAUCACAGAACAAAUCAGAAAUGACAUAGUUGCUAAGAUAUGUGGAGAGGACGGCAUGGUGGACCCAAACUGCUUUGUCAUUGCACAGUCUGUCGUCUUCGCCAUCUUGGAGCAACAGCACUUUAGUGAAUUCCUGCGGAGCCAUCAUUUCUGUAAAUACCAGAUUGAAGUGUUGACUAGUGGCUCUGUGUUCCUGGCUGACAUUUUGUUCUGUGAGUCAGCUCUCUUCUACUUCUCUGAGUACAUGGAAAAGGAGGAGGCGAUGAAUGUACUGCAGUUCUGGCUGGCGGCAGACAACUUCCAGAACCAGCUCGCAGCUAAAAAGGGCCAGUACGACGGCCAGGAGGCUCAGAACGACGCCAUGAUCCUCUACGACAAGUAUUUCUCACUCCAAGCCACCAACCCUCUGGGCUUCGGCGACUCCGUGCGGAUGGAGAUAGAGUCGAAUAUCUGCAGAGAGGGAGGACCUCUCCCCGACUGCUUCACCACUCCGCUCAGACAGGCCUGGACAACCAUGGAGAAGGUCUACAUGCCAGGCUUCCUGUCUAGCAACCUUUACUACAAAUACCUGAGUGACCUCAUCAACUCUGUGCGGGCGGAUGAAUUUGUGAAUGUCAGCACUCCAGGUCAGAGCGGGCCCGCGGACAACGACCGCUCCGGUUCAAAUGCCAGCGAGGGCUCUCAGACUCAGCACGGUGCCAGAAAGGCCGCGAUCAAGAUCCUGAAAAACUUUGAUGAGGCGAUCACAGUGGACGUGGCCAGUCUGGACCCGGAGUCCUUGUACCAGCGGCCAUACGCUGGAAGGAUGACGUUUGGGAAGGUGAACGAGCUGGGCCAGUUUAUCAGGGAGGCAGAGCCAGAGCCGGAUGUGAAGAAAUCCAAAGGUUCCAUGUUUUCUCAAGCCAUGAAGAAAUGGGUCCAAGGCAACUCAGAUGAGGCCCAGGAGGAGAUGGCGUGGCAGAUUGCCAAGAUGAUUGUCAACGAUGUCGUCCACCAGUCAAACCAUGACAGCCCCGGCAAGGCCACCAAGUUAUGACCCCACUGAGCGACCAAAGGACUGUCACUCCCUGCAGACGCCAGCCAAGCCGGUGACAAACCGUACACAGGGUUCACCCUGCAAUGAACUGCAUUACUCCGAGAGCGAACAAGGCUUUUUAUCACCUCCCUGAACAACGUGUGUGUGUGUGUGUGUGUGUGUGUGAGUGUGU
Messenger RNA from Seriola dumerili (greater amberjack), 2204 nucleotides. It is a transcript of the gene akap10, whose product is annotated as A-kinase anchoring protein 10. The record is from RefSeq and is a predicted model, not a curated record. Gene Ontology annotation, cellular component: plasma membrane. Gene Ontology annotation, molecular function: protein kinase A binding. NCBI's taxonomy places the organism in Eukaryota, Metazoa, Chordata, Actinopteri, Carangiformes, Carangidae. Gene Ontology annotation, biological process: intracellular protein localization. The transcript has 15 exons. Bases 185 to 2032 code for a protein of 615 amino acids.